AUGGGAACAUGGCGUAUCUUCGCUAUUCAUGCAAAAGGUGGUGCUAUGCAAAACUGUUGGGGAUUUAUUGACGGCACUGCAAGACAAAUAUGCCGUCCAUCAGUGGAGGAAGAAAAUUAUUAUUCAGGGCACAAAAGGUUCCAUUGCCUUAAAUACCAGUCUGUGCUGUAUCCAGAUGGGAUUAUUGUAGGCCUAAAAGGUGCAUUUCCAGGUCGAAGACACGAUGCUGGAAUAUUUCGGGAAUCAGGGCUAUAUAAUCAGCUAGAGCAUGUAGCUAAUUUCGGUCCUGAUGAAAAAUUUUCUUUAUAUGGAGACCAAGCCUAUGGUUUAAUGGAUUUACUAAUAACACCAUACCAAGGCAGACCUGCAGAUCUACAACCGUAUCAACAGCAGUUUAACCAGUCAAUGAAAAGGUUGAGGGUAUCUGUUGAAUGA
This is a messenger RNA of Sitophilus oryzae (rice weevil), 435 nucleotides long. Its product is annotated as protein ALP1-like. The record is from RefSeq and is a predicted model, not a curated record. The transcript has 2 exons. The coding region runs from base 1 to 435 and encodes 144 amino acids. Lineage: Eukaryota; Metazoa; Arthropoda; Insecta; Coleoptera; Curculionidae.